Messenger RNA from Cyprinodon variegatus (sheepshead minnow), 2787 nucleotides. RefSeq names its product SRY-box 21 (gene sox21b). The coding region runs from base 438 to 1178 and encodes 246 amino acids. Gene Ontology annotation, molecular function: DNA-binding transcription factor activity, RNA polymerase II-specific; RNA polymerase II cis-regulatory region sequence-specific DNA binding. Gene Ontology annotation, biological process: anatomical structure morphogenesis; cell differentiation; regulation of DNA-templated transcription. The transcript is spliced from 3 exons. The record is from RefSeq and is a predicted model, not a curated record. Lineage: Eukaryota; Metazoa; Chordata; Actinopteri; Cyprinodontiformes; Cyprinodontidae.
CUUUCUCCAACACUUUGGAGGAGUGUUGAGUUGAAUAAAGUGCUAGCUGCUAUCAUUGAGACUCUGGCAUCUCCAGGGGACCCUUUUAACACAGUGAUGGCUUUAGAGCUUUAGUGUGAACUGUGUGCGAUCAGUCCGAGGAAAGGAAAAAGGUCCCCAUGGGCUUGUUGUGGCUGCUGCUGUCUGCUUUCUAUUUGCAUGAUAUUCCCCCCCACACACAUUUUUUUUCCAGCCUUAUCAACCCUUGGCUGUGAGGAAGGGAGCGCUGGCUGCCGUUUCAGAGGUUGGACCCAAGCUUUAUCAGCAGGCACAUCACUUGGAUGGUACUAUGACGCUGGAAACAUUUGAGCGCUCAUAAGGACGCAUAAACUUUGAGAUUUCACAGGACAAUCCACGGGUGGGAUGAAGAAUUAAAGUCUAGAAGAGUUUGUGGCAGGAUGUCUAAACCAAUGGAUCACGUCAAACGCCCGAUGAACGCCUUUAUGGUCUGGUCCAGAGCCCAGCGCAGGAAAAUGGCCCAGGAGAACCCGAAGAUGCACAACUCUGAGAUCAGCAAGCGGCUGGGAGCGGAGUGGAAACUUCUCACCGAGUCCGAGAAAAGGCCGUUCAUUGACGAAGCCAAGCGGCUCAGGGCGAUGCACAUGAAGGAGCAUCCAGACUACAAGUACAGACCGAGGCGGAAGCCUAAAACUUUGAUGAAGAAAGAUAAGUUUUCCUUCCCGGUGCCGUAUAAUCUCGGGGAGCACGACGCGCUCAAAGUUAGCGGACUUUCCGCCGGCGCGCUUUCCGAGUCCGUCAUUGGAAACCCGGACAAAGCGGCUGCGGCUGCGGCCGCCGCAGCUGCCAGGGUCUUCUUCAACCCCUCCAUGUCUACGAACCCCUACUCGUUUUUCGACCUGGGAUCCAAGAUGACCGAGCUUUCCCCUCCUUCGUUUCCUUACGCGUCUCCUCUGGGCUACCCGCCGGGAGGCGCGUUCACCGGGACCGGAGGAGUGGGCGGUGGGACGCACACCCAUACUCACUCUCAUCCAUCUCCGGGUAACCCGGGCUACAUGAUCCCAUGUAACUGUACAGCCUGGCCCUCGGCGGGGCUGCAGCCGCCCUUAGCCUACAUCUUACUGCCCGGAAUGGGGAAACCUCAGCUUGAACCUUAUCCUGCAUAUGCUGCGGCGUUAUGAUAGUCCCGCUUCAGAAAGGUGACUGAUUUGUCCAUGCAAGAUUUUUUUUAAGUUAUGCAUGCAAAAAAAAAAGAAGAAAAAAACAAAAACUUGUACAUGUGAUGAAGUGCUCGUCCUCUCAAAUAUCACAUGUUUAUGUACAUUGAUUAAUGCCUUUAUCUAAGGUAAUGCUUAUUUUAGAGAACUCUCUACUCCAUAUUGUCCAGCCAAGAAGAUGACUGAACAAGGAGCACGGAUUUAAGCUAUUGAGCAUCUUUUUCAACUGCAGGACAAACCUGUUGGAAUCAUGACCAACUUGUCACCCCCCUCCUCUCAUCAGGACCACAACUGUUUACUUUCAGAUGAGGAGAGGGUGGGGGGAUUAGUGGAUCAAUGAGGAGGACUGCCCCAACACUGUAAAUGUAAAUGUGUACAGAUCCCAAAAAUGACUUAGCUUAUUUGCCGUUAUAGGCUUUAGUGUUUGAAAAACUCCAGUAGAAACACAGUGUAUAUAUUUUGAGUUUUUUUUAAAACUGUUUUAUAGAUGUCUGUGAUAUUUAUUGUUUUAGUGGAAUCUAUGGUAAGCCAGACAAUUAAAAAAAGGAGAUUUGCACAUGAAAUUCAAAAGAUGUAAUUUAUUUCAAAGCUUUCUUUUUUUUAAGUGGGGGGUAAAAAAGUUUGGAAGGAGUUGGAGAUUUAUUAUUUUUUCCACUUCCCACUCCUUGUCAUGUGCAGCAAGAAAAAAAGGAGUUCCUUUUUAACUAACUCAUAUUGAAUUUGUAUGUUUUGUGUUUUCCUUUAACAUCCCAUUAUGUACAUCAAACUAUUGUUGAGCAAAAGGACUACAAUAAAACCUAUUCGGAUUAAAUGGAAGGGAAAUGCAGACUGUAUAGUUCUUGAUGAGAUGAACAAGAUUGGUAUCUUUUCUCUUUUUUUCCCUACCUCCUCCUGCUCCUGCCUCCUCAGUCCAGCCCAGGUGAAGUGUAAGGUAUCCUCCAAAGGCCGCUUUUGUCCGCACGUUGAAUGGCAAUACAGGGUAGGGGGGUGGAUGAGGGGGGAAUCUAAAUAAGCCCAUUGUUAUCAAGAGCCAAAACCUUAUUUAUCACAAUUUUAAUCGGAAGAUGAAACUGUUUGCUGCUCUAAGCUUUCGUUUCCCAUGCAGGGAGAAAAAAAAAAUCUGGAGAAGACGGUGGGAAUCAAGCUUCUCUUUGCAGCUCUACAUUAACCGGAGUGUGAGAGGAAAAACAAAAUAGGUUUAAUUUAAAUUAAAGUGUGCACCACAGGGUGUGUGUGUGUGUGUGUGUGUAAGGGAGAGUGUGUGAAGCAGGUGGGCACUGUUUGAAUCUCUCAGCAACAUGUUAAGAAUCAAUCUGAAGUGAGCUGCCUCUUCUAGAUUACACUGAGAGAUUAAUUCAUAAGGAUCAGAGCGAUUAUGCAAAACUAAUUUGGACAGUCCAGGGAUAAUUAUCUCCGACACGGUUAAUUAAACCUUUUCAGCACUUUGCUCUCCAUUGUGACAUCUCGAUCCCUUCUCUCCAUGGAACUUCCUCCUCCUUGGCCCCUAUAAGGAUGCACAGUCCAAGCUUUCAGUUUAUUCUAAGGCCUAAAAAGUAGAGAAGUGGCUACUUGU